Dermacentor albipictus is the source of this 1704-nucleotide messenger RNA. RefSeq names its product U3 small nucleolar RNA-associated protein 18 homolog wicked (gene wcd). The record is from RefSeq and is a predicted model, not a curated record. Gene Ontology annotation, cellular component: Pwp2p-containing subcomplex of 90S preribosome; small-subunit processome. Gene Ontology annotation, biological process: rRNA processing. Gene Ontology annotation, molecular function: protein binding. Lineage: Eukaryota; Metazoa; Arthropoda; Arachnida; Ixodida; Ixodidae.
CUUCAAUAAUAGAACCAAUAGUACAAUCGCCAUCGCUACAUCAUCAGCCGUCGGCUGCCAUCGUAACCACGCUGUUUUCCGUGUUUUUCAACUUUUCAAGGUGACACUAUGCUGCGCACAGCUGUCGAGACGAAGCUACUGCCGGCCAGGCAGGACGGCGUACCCAUUACCAAGUCGGUUGAUAUAAUAGAAGAUGAAGGAAGCAGUGACGAAGCCGAAAAGGACUCCGAGGAAGAGAGCUUAGAGAAGCUAGUGUUUGGGUCAUGUCGCGAUCCGGUCGAGUCGUCCCACGUUAAAAGACGGAGGAAGAAGGCAUCUAAGCGGAAAACGUCUGAGUGUGAGGAUGAAAGUGAUGCAGAGAGCAUUGGUUUGCUGCCGCAACAUGCCGUGAAGAAGCCUGCUUGGCAGGAUGAAGACGACAAUGACAUCCAAGGGGAAGACAAAGAAGAGCACACUGACGGGCGGCCACUUCACAAGAUGGCUAGAAAGACAGACGAGUAUUCUGAUCACUUGAGAAAAAAGUACACAAAAAUUAUGGGUGUACCAAGGUGGGCAGAGCAAAGUGACGCCGACAAACCGUCAGAUGACGAGGAAGAUGAUGAAAUAUUGCGAAAAGCAACUAGAUUUGUUGGAGACUCUAAGAACCUGCCAGCAAGCACGUUGCAAAUUCACAAAUGUACACCACUGGCCUUUGAGUCCAGGGAAAAUAGCAUGCUGAAGAGUGUCGAGUUUCAUCCAAACUCUCAAGUGGCUCUUGUAGCAGCUCUUUCGGGCACAGCAACUAUUUGCCAGGUUGAUGGAAAGACCAAUGCCAAGAUUCAGGCUGUUCACUUUGACCGCUUUCCUAUAUAUUGUGCUCAUUUUUCUUUGGAUGGCCACGAAAUAUGGGCCGGCUCUUCGCAGAAGGACCACAUGUUCUGCUAUGACAUGAUGGCCGGCAAAACGACGGAGAUCCGUUUUCCUAAAGGUCUCAACGUCACAAACACGAAGCAGUUUUAUGUGUCACCUGAUGGACUGUACUUUGUGCUGACUGGACGCUUCGGUGAAAUAUACAUUGUCUCUGCAAAAUCAAAGGAGUGUUUGGACACACUAAAGAUGAAUAAGCAGGUGAAGUGCGUUGCAUUUUCACCUGAUGGCUCUUUGAUGUACACUAUUGGUGGCAGUGAUGUCUGCAUUUGGGACAUGAAGAGUCGUCGCUGCCGGCAUCGUUUCACGGAUCAUGGAUGCCUAGAUGGGCUCUCUCUGGCUGCUUCGCCAAACGGACAGUUUCUUGCUUCAGGGUCUGAUUCAGGUGUGGUGAAUGUCUACGAGACAUCUAAGCUGUUUGAAACGAGGUAUCCUGCUCCUCUAAAAGAAAUUAUGAACCUUACAACAGAGGUGACACAGUUGAAGUUCAAUUGCACGUCAGAACUGCUAGCCAUGAGCUCAUCUUUCAAACCUAAUGCUGUCAAGAUGGUCCACUUUCCCAGUCUGACUGCCUUCUCCAACUUCCCAGGAAAGCACGACUUCAGAUAUUCAAAUUGUAUCGACAUAUCGCCAAACAGUGGAUACUUUCUCUGUGGGAACAAUUUGGGAACUGCACAUCUGUUCAGGCUCAAGCACUAUUCAAAUUUUUGAUCCAUGUCAAGACAUGCUUUCACAAGUCACAAUUGGAGAAAAAUGGCUCUGUAAAAUACUCUGUAAUAAAUCUCACCAUUGUGUCCC